CACACUGUGGGGACCAAGCUAAAGACUAAACAGUCAAAUGUACGGGUACCAUCGAUGAAACCCUAUGAAAUUCACCUGUGUGAACUCCGGCGCCUCACCACCUCUCGCAGCAGAGUCGUUUAUAAAGGAGGAGCGCUACGAGAGCAGACAAAAAAACGGAGGGGGUUUGAAUGCCAGUGUGCGUGAUCUACACCUCACACUCCUGAGUCACACAGGUCGGCAUCUUGUAAAACGGAUUGAGAAACGGUCUUCUUGUGUCUGAGUAAAGGACAAACUUUUGUAUUCUUUGUGAAAAUAAAGAGAAAAGGGCACAGUAUUCAAAGUCAAACGCAUCUUUUGCAUUUGUUAUUCGGCUGUCAAAAAGUCAAUGCGCACAGUCUCUUGUGAGGAAUCCUGAGUUGUGUAGCCUACUAUGAUUUGAAAGAAGAAACCCAAACUUAACUGAGACAGUUGCCUAACUGACAGGAUGAAGAAUAUCUGCUUGUUGGACAUCAUGAUCAUCCUCUGGGCUCUGUGCUCCUCGAAGGUGAUAGGUCAAUGUGAUGAACCGGCCGAGAACUCCAAGCUCAACCUCUCUGUGACCUACCACCUGCCCAUCUUCGAGGCCGACUCCGCUAUACAGAACCUGGUCACCUUCGAGGGGACGGUUUACGUUGGUGCUGUGAACAGGAUCUAUGCGCUGUCAGAGAACCUGACCAAGCUGUCGGAGUACUGGACCGGGCCAGUGUCAGAUGCUGGUGUCGAAAGGCAAUGUGGCCCAAGUAGCCAGGAUGGAGCUGCUGGCAAGCCCAACGCUGUGUUGGACAACAAUAACAUGGCCCUGCUGGUGGAGCGUUACUAUGACGAUGAGCUGUUCAGCUGCAGCUCCGCGGAUGCCGGUGUCUGCCGUCGCCACUUGCUGGUGGAGAGAGGGAAUGUUUACAAGGAGGUGAACUGUAUGUAUUCACCCAAGACAGAUGAUGGAGGACAGCAGGGCUGUCCCGACUGUGUUACCAGCCCCCUGGGUUCCCGUGUGCUCAACAUGGUGAGCGGAGGCGUGGUACGGUUCUUCGUGGGGAACUCGGAGAUCACUGGAACUGGAAGUACGUCCCGCAUGACCUCCGACCCCCAGGCCCAGCAGCCACAGCACCACACCAUCUCAGUGCGUCAGAUGAAAGAAACCCAAGAUGGCUUCCGUUUCUUCUCCGACCAGUCCUACAUGGACCUGGCCCCGGGCCUCCGCGGCGACCACCACCUGCGUUACGUCUACUCCUUCCAGAGCGGCAGCCACGCCUACUUCCUCACCGUGCAGCGUGAGGGCCGCAGCUCGCAGGUCUACCACACCCGCAUCGUCCUGUGCGGCACCGACCCGGAGCUGCGGCGUUAUGUGGAGAUGCCCUUUGAGUGCAUCCUGACGGAGAGGCGGCGGCGGCGGCGCUUGGCCAGCGUCGAGGUGUUUAAUGUCCUCCAGGCAGCCCAUGUGGCCGAGGCGGGCAGCGAGCUGAGGCAGGAGAUGGGGCUGAAGGAAAGGGAGGACGUGCUGUUUGCUGCCUUCGCCCGAUCCAAGCCAGACUCCCCGGAACCCACGGCCAGCUCGGCCGUCUGCGUCAUCUCACUGGCAGACGUCAACAACUUCUUCAAGGAUUUCAUCCAGAAGUGCCACACCAAGCAGCCAUACCACUUCACCGGCUCCGAGGAGAAACGCUGCUACAACGGGAGUUCCUCAGACGACUCGUUUGGCUGUGGGAAGCACGGGGAGGGAUACCGUCUGGAAGUGACCACCCCAAUGACCAGACUGGACUACUUCAGCGGUCAAUUCAGCAAAGUCCUGCUGACCUCCAUUGCCGUGGCAACCACACAGGAACAGACCGUGGCCAGCCUGGGCACCACAGAUGGACGCCUCAUACAGGUGGUAGUUUCCCGUUCCAAACGCAGCACGCCCCACGUGGACUUCCGCCUGGACCCCUCACGCUCUGUUUCCCCCGAGGUGGCACUCCUGUUCCCACAGGGCCACACUGGCUCUCCACAGCGCAGCCAGGAUGGCUCCCUAUUGUUGGUGACAGGAAAUAAGAUCACCAAGGUGCCUCUGAUUGGUCCUGGCUGUGAGCAGCAGUGGACGUGUAGUUCCUGCUUGCUGGCGCCGAGGUUUAUGGGAUGUGGCUGGUGUGGCGGCCGUUGCACCAGGUUGGCCCAGUGUCACCCAACCUCCCUCUGGACCCAGGACUCCUGCCCUCCCAUCAUCACCAUGAUCUCCCCAGCCAACGGCCCCCUGGGAGGAGACACCAAGGUGACGGUGUGUGGGAGGAACUUUGGCUUCAACAAGACAGAGAGGUUUGACCAUACACUCAUCAGCCUGGACCUGGCUGGAGCACCAUGUAAACUUCUGAAACGAGAGAGCAACAGUUACAGGUUGGUGUGUGCUCCGGUGUCUCCUGUGAACUCGUCUCAGGCUAGCAAUGUGGUGAAGGUCCACAGUGGAAAGGAGAUGGCCCAACAACAGGGCUUCACCUUCGUGAACCCAGUGAUCAGAGAGAUCUUCCCUGUGUUUGGCCCUAAGUUAGGAGGAACCAUGCUCACCAUCAGAGGCUCUUUCUUAGACAGCGGAAACACCAGACAGGUCACUGUGGGAAACGCCACCUGUGAAAUCCUGAGAGUAUCAGGUACUAUGCUGAUGUGCAAGACCCCUCCCCAGUCGGCCCCAUCCCGCCAGGCGGUGUAUAUGAAGGUGGACUCUGUUGUCCGGGAGGCUCCUGUACUCUUCACCUACAACGAAGACCCUCUCAUCUCCUCCAUCCAGCCCACAAGAUCCUUUAUCAGUGGAGGCAGCACGGUGGUGGCCCAGGGCUUCUACCUUCACUCUACUCUCCAGCCUCAGAUGGUGCUCAUCCCCACAGCCCAGGAAGGCACGGUCUUCACUGUGAACUGCAUCAAGGGUGAGGACAGGCUGGCCAUCCUGUGUACCACCCCGUCCCUGAAGGACCUGGGUCUGCAGACUCCUGUGGUCACCAAGGUGGCGUUCGUCCUGGAUGAUUUCUCCACGCCCCAGUUUGACCUGCUGUUUGUAGAGGACCCUCGCUUCGAGGACUUUCAGAGACCCACCGUCACAUCAAAGGGCAACAAGAGCAUUCUAGAGAUUAAGGUGCCAGGCCGUGUGGAUGUGGAGGCGAUGAAGGGGGAGGUGCUGAAGGUGUCUAACAGAACCUGUGAGAGCGUGACUGUGGUGGGGAACACUCUGGAGUGUACUGUCCCCAUGGAGCUACGGGACGCAACCAACGAAUUGGAGGUGGAGUGGCGUCAGGCGUCGUCCUCGGUGAGUCUGGGCAGGGUGAUGUUGGCCCAUGAGCAGGACUACAGAGGGCUGCUAGCUGGCUGUGUGUGUGUCAGUCUGCUGCUGAUGAUGUUGCUCACUCUGUUCCUCUGGAAAAGGAGGAACAAACACAUUGACGAUCUGGCUGAGGGUAAGGUUUGGUAUGACGGCAGGGCUCACAUUCAGCACUUGGAUAUGUUGGCUAAUGCCCGGAGCGUCAGCCCCACUAACGAAAUGGUGUCCCACGAGUCUUUGGACUAUAGAACCACCCUGCUGGAGGACCAGGGCGUGGAGAGGCCAGAAUCAUGCAGGGGGGCUCCCCCUAUCUACGGGAGCCAUGGGGAGCUGCUGUCCCCCAGAUUGGGGCUCGGAGGCAUGGGUCUGGGGGCAGAGGGGGAGCUGGUGUCCCCUCUCCUGUCGGCCCCGGUCCACAUCGACCCGUCCCAGCUGCACCCUGACCUCCUGAAGGAGGUUCAACAUGUGGUCAUCGCCAGAGAGCAUCUGCUGUUACAUUUUAACCAGGUCAUCGGCAGAGGACACUUUGGCUGUGUGUUCCAUGGUACCUUGUUGGAGGCUGACGGACAGAAGCAGCACUGUGCCAUCAAGUCUCUCAACCGGAUUACUGACCUGGAGGAGGUGUCUCAGUUCCUAAAGGAGGGGAUCAUCAUGAAGGACUUCAGCCACCCCAACGUGUUGUCUCUCCUGGGGAUCUGUCUGCCCCCUGAGGGCUCUCCUCUGGUGGUGCUGCCAUACAUGAAGCACGGAGACCUCAGGAACUUUAUCAGGGAAGAGACACACAACCCAACAGUGAAGGACCUGAUGGGCUUUGGUGUGCAGGUGGCCAGGGGCAUGGAGUAUCUGGCCAGCAAGAAGUUUGUCCACAGAGACCUAGCUGCCAGGAACUGCAUGCUGGAUGAGACCUACACAGUGAAGGUGGCAGACUUUGGCCUGGCCAGGGAUGUGUAUGAAAAGGAGUACUACAGCAUCCACAGCAAGAGUGGAGUCAAACUACCGGUCAAGUGGAUGGCCCUAGAGAGCCUGCAGACACACAAGUUCACCCCCAAGUCAGAUGUGUGGUCGUUUGGCGUGUUGCUAUGGGAACUGAUGACCCGGGGAGCCCCGCCCUACUCGGACGUCAACUCUUUUGACAUCACAGUGUUCCUACUGCAGGGGAGACGCCUGCUGCAGCCAGAGUUCUGCCCCGACGCACUGUAUAACGUGAUGGUUGAGUGCUGGCACCCUAGACCGGAGCGGAGGCCUACCUUCUCAGAGCUGGUGUCCCGUAUCAAGUCCAUCUUCUCCAGCUUCAGUGGAGAGCACUACAUACUUCUCAACACCACCUAUGUCAACAUCGACAAGAUGACCCCCUAUCCCUCACUCAUUUCCUAUUCCUCAUCCUCGUCCUCUUCCUCCACCCGUCAGGGCCACCCCCUGGAGCGAGACUGUUGCACCUGAUGGGGGAUGGGGGUGGAGAGAGAGAGAGAGAAGAAAAGAAAAGAGUGAUGGAAGAAAGGAGAGGAAAUGAGAUGAAAGGAUGAGAGGAAAAAUAAUGAGCUUGACAGAGAGAAAGAAAGAGGGAGUAAAUAGUGGGCUUGAGGUGGUGAAGACUUUGGGUCACUGGAGAACGAGUGUAUGUGACUAACAGACAGACACUGGACAAACUCGUUGACUGAGAAAAGACAGUUUGAGGAUACUGACCUGUGCCGUGCGUUCAGUACGUAUGUAAUGUGUAUAUAUACUGACCGAUGAGUGUACGCUUGAGGCCUUUAUGAACUGUGAGGAUGACCUUGGUCUGCCUCUGCUCGGCAACCUAGAACAUGCUCUAGAAUAUCUAAUCACCUUUGACCCUGGUAUGACCCUGGAGCCUGAGUUCAGGAGGUCAGGCCUCUUGUCUCUAUCGCAGACAAUUUGGAGACAUGGGAGAACCUUUUCAAAGAACAAAGCCUCAAGAAGCACAUUGUGUGUAUGAAGUACAAGUGAAUGAUUUGAACGAUUCCUUUCCCCAACGAGGGGACCGGUGGAUUUUGGAGACAUUUUGGAGACAUUUCUGCUUGUUACUGGGUGGCAUGUGCUUGGAGAUAUGGCAAGUGCCAGGCUCCAGCUCUUCUUUUUCUCUAUGUCAAUGAAAGGUGGUGUAUUGUAAAGAAACAUGUUACACCUUCCUACUGUCACUGAAUGCCCCUCUCCUCCCACUUCUCUUCGCAUUCCUCCCUCCAAGCUCCCUGCGCACCGGGACUGAAGGAAGACAAAUGAUGCCUGCUUUGCCAUUACAAUGUGUGCUCCAGCCUCCAGGUGAUGUUCUCAAUGACUGAGGUGGUGAAGAGUAGCUGGUAAGAGGACCAAUCUGCCACCCGGCCCGUGCGGUGUGUAGCAGCUACACUGGAUACUUCUUAAAGUGUAAUAAUCUUUGAUGAUUCCCUUUUGAUAUGCUUCGUUUUAAAUGUCUCGCUGCUUUGUUGCCGUGAGUGACUCACCUAUUAGUAAUCUGCAGAUGUUUCCCAGUUGAAAAGUGUUUAUUUUUUGUAUUUUGGGAGGUAACACUGACGUGGAAAACGGCCUGUCAUAAUGUCUACAUAGCAUGUGUCAUAACGGUUUGUGAAAGCUCAGCCUGAAAACGGACAUAAUCUUUGUGUCUUCAGACAGUCAAAUGGGGGAAAUUGGAGACACGUUUGAACGUUUGAUGCGUUUGGGCAUCAUAAUAAUAGUGUUAUGUCAGUUGAGAAAAGUACUUUUUCUGUCAAUCAUGAUAGUAUUCGUACAAUAGCUACUUCAGCAUUUUGAAAGACCGCUUCAAUGUUAAAAUGUUACCAUUUUGCCUUUCCUUUGUGAAGCGUUUGGAUUUUUACUAUGACUGCUGUGAUGUAAUUAAUGAUAAGGCCAGCAAUGGACAGAUAUGAAUGUUUGUUAAAAUAAAUGUUUAAAAUGCUGUACUAUAUUUUUUAGAAUGCCUUUAUGAUGAAAAUGAGCCUCAAUCAAUAUUGGUCCAAUGGAAUGCAAUAACUGAGCAGUGGUGCCACAACAAUGAACAAGUCCACUAAACUAACUAGAAGAACCACUGCCUUUUGUACAAAAUGAUAUUAAAAGGCUAGCACCUUUGUGGAGGUGUCUUCUAUAUGUAGGAUUUAACUGGUAAACGUGUGUGUAUAUACUUUAUGACAGGUUGUAGGUACAGCACAGUACAAACAAACUAAAGAUACUGUACAGUCAUUGAACAACUGGAGCUAGCAGGUUCACUUCCUUCACUAUAGACUUCAAUGUUUUCUAUUGGUUACUAGAUUGCUUGUAAAUCCAUGAAUUGGUCCAUGUUUCUCACUGUCUGUGCAGUGUGAGUGUCUGUAUGAGCACUGUUACGGGUUCGUCUAUGAAAAUAAUGAUGGUACAUAUGUUGUUAAGUCGUUAUGCCGUCUGACAGUCUCAGUGUAAUAAAGCUAUAGUAUCAGUGUGA
Molecule: messenger RNA, 6731 nt
Organism: Oncorhynchus gorbuscha (pink salmon)
Lineage: Eukaryota; Metazoa; Chordata; Actinopteri; Salmoniformes; Salmonidae
Product: hepatocyte growth factor receptor-like
Biological process (GO): multicellular organism development; protein phosphorylation; nervous system development
Cellular component (GO): signaling receptor complex; membrane
Molecular function (GO): ATP binding; transmembrane receptor protein tyrosine kinase activity; protein binding
Source: RefSeq, a predicted model, not a curated record